Messenger RNA from Prorocentrum cordatum, 604 nucleotides. The record is from the annotation of a GenBank genome assembly. Lineage: Eukaryota; Dinophyceae; Prorocentrales; Prorocentraceae.
AUGCUGGCGGUCGGGAACACGGUGGCCGUUGGUGCGAGGGCUGUGGAUCGCAGCGUGGUCAGACACUUCGUGGCGAGCUUCAUUGGGGAGUUGACUCUGCGAUGCGCAUCGGUCUCUGAGCGGCGGCACGUGAAGGCAUACGUUUAUGGGCUCCUAGCUGGCUGUCUCGUCAAGAGCAGCUCGAGAGUUGAUGAUCUCGAGCGGCUGGCCGACAAUUUCAGCCAUCUCGAGCAGGAUACGUUUCACCUCCAGACCCUCCUUAACGUUGGUUUGACUGGAGCUGGGCUCGCUGUGCUCACGUACCGGCGGCCCGCGGAGGCCCGCCACAAGGACCGCAGCAGGGAGCGGCGCCGCACGGCCAGCGGGGGCGAGAAGGACUCGCGGCGGGAGCGCCGUGGCGACCACCACCGCAGCGACGACCGGAGCCGCCGGGGCGAGGAGCACCGCCGCAGCACCAAGUCGGCCAGCGCCAGCGCCGGGGGCGUCGCCCUGGUGGACAGGGACAGGCGGGGGGAGGCCCGCAAGCAGGACCGCAGGGACGACCGCGAGGACGCCCGCCGGGAGAAGCACCGGGAGCGCCGGGAGUACCGCAGCGAGACCGAGG